Molecule: messenger RNA, 1577 nt
Organism: Cavia porcellus (domestic guinea pig)
Lineage: Eukaryota; Metazoa; Chordata; Mammalia; Rodentia; Caviidae
Gene: Zcwpw2
Product: zinc finger CW-type and PWWP domain containing 2
Exons: 9
Coding region: 124-1140 (338 amino acids)
Cellular component (GO): nucleus
Molecular function (GO): zinc ion binding
Source: RefSeq, a predicted model, not a curated record
AGUCUCUGCGGCGGCGCGGGGCGGGGCAUGGCGGCGACGAUGUGCGGCAGCGGAGUGGCGCUGGGUUAAAUAUAUUUGUAGAAAAGAAAAUUUGGUAGAACAACUGGAUAUCCUUAUGACACAAUGGAUUCCACAGUGGAAAACAAUAUGUACAUAAACAAAAUAUGGGUUCAGUGUGAGAAUGAAAAUUGUUUGAAAUGGAGAUUGUUGUCAAGUGAAGAUGCAGCCAAAGUUGAUCACAAUGAGCCGUGGUACUGCUUUAUGAAUGCUGACUCGAGAUACAAUAAAUGCUCUAUUUCUGAAGAAGACUUUCCUGAAGAGUCCCAACUUUAUGAAAGUGGAUUUAAGAUUGUCUAUUCACAACUCCCUCUCGGAAGCUUGGUUUUGGUAAAAUUACAGAGUUGGCCAAGGUGGCCAGGGAUACUUUCUCCUGAUCCUUUUAAAAUGAAAUAUGUAACCUAUGACUCAGAUGGCAAUGUUGAACAGUAUCAUGUAGAAUUCCUGGGAAAUCCGCAUUCAAGAUCAUGGAUAAAUGCAUCAUUUGUUGAACACUGUAAUGUCACAUUAAAGCCAGAAAAAUGUACGAAUAAAAAGAAAUGGUACAAAAGUGCCCUACAAGAAGCACACCUACUGUACGGAUAUUCUCCUGAUAAGAGACUGGAAGUAUGCUACCUAUCGAAACAGAAUAAAUCCAAAGCAGAUACCAAAGUUGCUAUGGUGGCCAAGAAAAGGAUGCAAGUUUCCAAAAAUGUGGUUGAAAAAAGAAAGCCUAAACUUAGGAAAAGGAAACCUCCUUUAAAAUAUUCUUUUGAAAAUGUUUGUUCUGAGGAUGCAUUAUCAAAGGAAAAUAUGGUUGUCUCUGAGACAGAAGGUUUACUGAACGAGCUGGAACAAAUGCUACAGCAAGCACUGGAGCCGACAGCAGCACCUGAGAAGUCAGAACAAGAACACAGAGAAGAAAUAAAUCCAGGAGAAAAGUUACAUAAAUGCUACCCUGAAGUUUCUGCAGGCAAUCCAUUUCAAGACCAUCCUGAAGAAGACUAUCUUGUCAUUGAUGGGGUAAAAUUAAAAGCUGGAGAAUGUAUUGAGAAUAUAACUAACAAGUUUAAAGAAAUAGAUGCUUUGAUGUCUGAAUUUUAGGGCACUAUAGAGAUUUCAAAAGUUAAUUCAGAAAACAUUGGCAUAUUUAUAUUUUUCCUGAAGUCAAACAUUGUUAAAAUAAUUAGUAAAACAGUUAUACAUUAUACAGAAGUUGAUAGUUCUAGUAAAUUCCUGUUUUAUAUUUUGAGAAUGUCCAUGAUUUUGGGUUAAAAUUUUAGAAUUAAAAGCUCUGGUAUUAUAUCUACAGAUUUUUUUGUUUGUUUUAUUUUAAAAUGGUUUAUGAAAUAUAUAUCAUAAACAUGUUUUUCAGUGAUUAUUUAAGUCCUUUAUUUUAAUGUAACUAAGUAUUAAAGUGAAUAUCCAUGCUAUUAAAAUUCUUGGAAACAAUUCAAAUAAUCUUAGAGAAUAUGUAUUUGUAGUAGAACUAGCCUAAUAUAAAAUAAAAGGAAAUAAUAAAACUAUUUUUGUGCAAUAAA